Cadophora gregata is the source of this 603-nucleotide messenger RNA. RefSeq lists its product as uncharacterized. Gene Ontology annotation, molecular function: Rho GDP-dissociation inhibitor activity; protein binding. The record is from RefSeq and is a predicted model, not a curated record. Bases 1 to 603 code for a protein of 200 amino acids. The transcript is spliced from 4 exons. Gene Ontology annotation, biological process: Rho protein signal transduction. Lineage: Eukaryota; Fungi; Ascomycota; Leotiomycetes; Helotiales; Ploettnerulaceae. Gene Ontology annotation, cellular component: membrane; cytoplasm; cytosol.
AUGGCAUCCUCAAGCAAUGAUCAGGAUCUCCUGCCUGAGCAGACCGAGGGGUUCAAGGUGGGAGAGAAGAAGACCAUGGAUGAAUAUAGCAAGCUUGAUGCCGACGAUGAAGCGAUGCAACGCUACAAGCAAUCCCUCGGUCUCGGCGGCGGCGGCAAAGACCUCUCCGACCCAAAUGACCCUCGCCACUGCAUCAUCCUCUCCCUCUCCAUGGAAUCCGAAGGCCAAGCUCCCGUCACCAUCGACCUAUCCGCCAAGGACGCCGAGAAGACCCUCAAGGACAAGCCUUUCAAGAUCAAGGAAGGUGCCAAGUUCCACAUGACUGCGAAGUUCAAGGUGCAGCACGAGAUCUUGUCAGGUUUGCAUUAUGUCCAGAUUGUGAAGAGGAAGGGUAUCAGGGUUAGCAAGGAUCAAGAGAUGAUUGGUUCAUAUGCCCCCAACACAGACAAGACCCCAAUCCACACCAAAGCCUUCGCCGAAGAAGAAGCUCCAUCCGGAAUGCUCGCCCGCGGCCACUACACCGCCGUCAGCACAUUCGUAGACGACGACAAGAAGAAGCAUCUAGAGUUCGAAUGGGCAUUCGAUAUUGCCAAGGACUGGUAA